AUGUCCAAUUUGGAGAAAGUUACUGACCCCUUUGAUGUGGCAGAAUCAAACAAGUCCUACAGUGAGGCUAAAGAGGAAAAGGAGAUGGAAGCAGAUCUUCCUAUAUUAAUUGAGGACUCAGAUGAGGAAGGAGAGGCUAUGGAGUUGGGGGAAAUUAAGGAUGACGUCAAACUUUUGCAAGAGGUCCCCCAGGAACUCAGUUCUCCUGGUAGUCCUUUAACGGUAACUUUGCCAAGGUCUGCUGUGGACCUGGCCAAAAAACUCUCUACACUUUCUGAGGCCAGUCUUCAACGCAUUGGGGACUUUCUUCCAUUUCUGGAGAGUGAGAAAAAUGCUCAAAUAGGGAGGGAUGGUCUUAAAGCUGAGCUUGAUUGUCUUCAAAAGGAAUCUCAACAGUACGCUGAGCACAUUUCUUCUCAAAAACGUAUUUUGCAUAAAUACGUUUUAGAGGAGAAAGAGAUUUCUGAGAAGUGGGAGAAUUUAGAAGAGUGUGGGGAGGUCAUGGCAGAGCUUCAUGAACAAGAGGAAAGCCAAAUGCUCCAAGUGGAGGCUUCCAUCAUGAGGCGUCUGAUGGAGCGUCAUUCGGGCGUUUUUCAAAGCGCUCUAAGGCAUUGCUAUCAUCCCUUCAGAGGGAGCCUGUUUGAGCCAGAGGAUCCAAUCAGUUACAAGCGCAAUGUUUUCAAGCACUUUGGUUUGGACAUACAAAAGCUGGACAAGGACUCAAAGCAUUUUCUUCAGGCCCUCUGUGGGUAUUUUGAUGAACUUUCUUGUGCCUUUGAUGCACCAGUCCUGGCUUUGGGAGCUUCUGCUCCCCCUGCAUUAGCACAGGGGAGUAAUACGUAUUUGACUGAAAAGAUGGAUCUUGACUUGCAAGGGGUUCCUCUCAUUCCCCUUAGGAAUAAUGGGGUUCCAAUUUUGAGUCAAAGAGGGCGUGAAAGCGCCGGUCAUGCAUUUGAGAUGGCCUUGUAUAAUGGUUUAAAGACUAAAAUUGGGAAGAGGCAAGGGGCUCCAGGUGGUAAGGGAUGGUGGGCAGUACCGACUCCGGUUAGACAUCUUGCUGCUUUUGAUAGGGAUCCCCCUGCACUUCCUCAUCAUCAUUCUACAGAUCAUGGUCCAAAGGAAUGUUUUGGGAACGGACCUUUCCACAUCAACCCGGCGGUUAUUGGAUCAGAAGGUGAUCCUUUCAGACAGAUGGACAAGAUUUUAAGUCAGAAGAUGUUCCUGGAAGUCUUCUCUGUGGAUUCCUUGUGCUUGGGCCCCAAGAGAGCUGUGUCUGGACGUUUUGUCGUGGGAUCAUCAGUUCAAAUUGGGAAUUCCUCUCAGAGGAAAUUUAUAAUAUCAAAAGUAGGGGACAAGGCCUGGGUUGUGGGAGAGGGAGGUUUGGAGUUUGCGGAUAUGGCAUCUCUGUCUCGUUAUGUUUAA
Molecule: messenger RNA, 1422 nt
Organism: Notodromas monacha
Lineage: Eukaryota; Metazoa; Arthropoda; Ostracoda; Podocopida; Cyprididae
Source: the annotation of a GenBank genome assembly